Molecule: messenger RNA, 3481 nt
Organism: Melitaea cinxia (Glanville fritillary)
Lineage: Eukaryota; Metazoa; Arthropoda; Insecta; Lepidoptera; Nymphalidae
Gene: Smg5
Product: protein SMG5
Exons: 4
Coding region: 186-3134 (982 amino acids)
Biological process (GO): nuclear-transcribed mRNA catabolic process, nonsense-mediated decay
Cellular component (GO): telomerase holoenzyme complex
Molecular function (GO): telomeric repeat DNA binding; protein binding; telomerase RNA binding
Source: RefSeq, a predicted model, not a curated record
UUUUGAUAUUUGAUUUGGAACCUUAUUCUUUUAAUUCAUCUCACACGAAAUAAUAUUUUGUUGAUAACAUUGUGUUGCAAUGUUAUUAUAGCGAUGAUUAAAUUGGGUAACUACAGCAACUUUCUCGAGGCCAUUACAAUUUUUUUAAUAUCAACAUCUUGACAAGUUCGUAAAAUGACUUGAAAAUGAAGAACGGAUGCAAUGAACAUUUAGAAUCUAUAAUUGCUGAUCGCAAUGAACGCGCUAAAAAAAUCUAUCGAUAUGUAAGUGAUAUUGCUCGACGCCUCAGUGAGGCAACAGCAGAAUGUCACACUAUAGCUGAUCUAUUUACCACGCAAAUAGAACAACAACGCCAAAAGCUACGUGACUACUGUGAGAAAUUAUUCUUUUUGGAUCCAGAAAAUUAUGGCAAAAAGUCUCUUGAACUCUUAUGGCGUAAAGUAUAUUAUGACACUGUAAGCGUUGCUAAAAAACUGAGGAUGAAUGAUAAUGGCAGCGACAAUUAUCUAUUUAGCCAUAUAUUGUGUGGUAUUGGUCAAUUUAAUCAUUUCAUGACAAGAGUGCAGACUGAAAUGCACAUAGAAUUAAAAAAUUUGGAUUUUUUGCCUUUGUUUACUGAGGAAGAAUAUGAAGAAGCGACUCAACAAGUUGAAAAAUCUGAUGAAAGCUAUCAACUUGGUAAAUCUAUCUUAUAUUCCUGCUUAAUAUACCUUGGAGAUCUAAGCCGUUAUCAAGUUGAAAUUUUCAAUACAUUUAAUCCAUCUUUAGCAGCUCGUUAUUAUUUACAAGCUGCACAAAUUGAUCUGACAUCCGGGAUGCCAUUUAAUCAACUGGGAAAUCUAUAUUUGGAUAGGAAUUAUAAUUUGGACUCAGUUUGUUAUUAUAUCCAUUGCCUAAAUGCUCUGUCUCCUUUUGAAGGUGCAAUGGGAAAUUUGACAAAAAUAUUUGAAAAAAAUUCUCAGUUCUGUGAUUCAGUACAUAUCACUGAUUCCUCUACUCAAGUUGAGCAUAUGCAGGUAACCAUAGCAAAUUUUCUUACCUUGAUUGAGAUAUGGUAUCUGGGUAAAGACAGCAUUGAUGUUCCAAAAAUAUGCAAUACAAUAGCUCUUCAACUCAAAAUAGCUAUGGAUUUUACCAAAUUGCCUUUACCAGAUGUCAACAAAAACUAUAAAGAAUAUACUCAUGCUGUUGAAGAGGAAACUUCUAAUCCAUCUUAUUUGAGUGCUAGUAUAAUUCAUAACAUUGCACAGAUUUGUCUUUUUACAAUUGGAAAAUUAAAUGAUUCAGAUGAAAGUAAAGCUUUUGCUUGUAAAGCAUUUACAUUGGCAUUUUUAUCUCAAAUACUACAAAAGCUUUUGAAACAAUUAGAAUCAUUUGGUCUCCAAAAUCCUGCUCACAAAUACAAUGCUAGAUAUGCUUCUAACAAAUCAUUAAGAAAGGAAAUUGAAAAUGGCUUAGAAAAAAGUGAAAAAGAUUUGGAGACUGAAAUAAAACUUUCUUUAGAUGAAGUUGUAGUGACAAAUGGUGACAAAAAUAGUCAUGAUGAAAUUCUGAGUAAGGAUAGUAUUUCCGAUGAAAAUAGUAGUGUACCUAAUGGUGAUGCUAAAAAUAUUAAAAAAUCUGUAGCAAAACGUCGCCGUAGACGUCGCGUUGCGUCAUCAGAAAGCUCAGAUAUGAGUGAUGAAGACACUGAAAGUAGUGCAAUUGACACAGAGAAAUCAGAUUCUGAAGAACUAUCCAAUUCACCAUUUCAAUCAGAGGAUGAAUCAAAAAGUGAAGGAUCUAUUUGUGAUGGGUCUGAUGAUGAAUUAAUUAUUCAAGUUAAUGGUGCCACUGAAGAAAAUGCAGUUACUGAGGAUCUUAAUAAUAGUGCAAACCUGGAGUCGAAAAAUACAAAUGAUGAUAAUGACAAAAAUCUUGUUACAAAUAAAGUGAUGGUUUCAGAAAUAGAAAACUUCUUGCUGGGUGAUAACUUCUUACCUAGCAUAAAACUAUUGCAGGAUUGGGUUUUGACUGAAAAAGAUUUAAUUUUAUCCUGUGGGGACAGUGGAGAAUCAUUGUUUCAAUGUGUUGUAGAUUUGCUCAACAUUUUUAUUUACUACUUUAGUACAAAGAGCAAUGAAACAACCAUGAAUACAGAGUGUAAAGUUUUAGAUUAUGCUAAAAGAAUUGCAAAAAGAUUGAAACUUGAAUAUAAAUCCAUACCACUGCCUGAAGAUAUAAAGUUACGAGGUACUAACAUUUGUAAAUUUGACAAAGAUGCAGCUGAAUGGCAAAUUUUGGAAAAAUGUAAAUCUUCUGUAAUUGAAGAAAAUGUUAUUCGUAUAUUGAAUUUUAUUGAUUUUGGAUAUCAAAUUGCAAAGAUUAUUCCAAGAAUAAGAUUUAAUCGGUCUUUAAAAAUAUUCUACUUUAAAAAAAUUCAUCCUCCAAAAGUUACAACAAAAAUAAAUCAUAAAAAGAGUAGAGAGUGGCAGAAUUCAAAGAAAUCGGCGGAGUCAAGUGAGAGUGGUUUACUUAGUCGUCUUGGUCGCUUAUGGUUGGCCUCACAAGUGCGGGAGCUGGAACGUAGCGGUCAAACAGAUGUACCCUCACUGCUGGCUGUUGACACUGCAACUCUAUAUAAACAUCUUAGAAGGAUCAAGCAAUUGUCACGGACUAGGAACUUCAUUUUUCUUGUGCCAACAGUUGUGUUACAGGAAUUAGAUGACCUGAAACGUGAAAAAAGUUCUGCUCGUGAUGCCAUCCGCUGGCUUGAAAUACAACUUAAGAGUGGGUCGCGGUUUCUUCGUACUCAACGUCCUGGUCAAUCGAAGCCUCUGUCUCUUUUAAAAUAUCCACGAAAAGCACCACCACAUGUAUACAAUUUCAUACAAAUUCUGGAAUUUUGCAAUCACUUUACGGCAGAUGAAAAACAAACUCAAGGCGGUAAUGGCGAUUCUGACAAUUCAGUUAAUGGAAAAACGGCUCCACUAUUAAUAUUGCUUAUUGGCAAUGAAUUGGAAAAGAAUGAUGAGCAAUAUAAGGAAUUUAGUUUGACCGGUGCGGCGCAAGCUUCGGGUAUAACUCUCCAAUACAUUGGAGAUUUCUACACGAAAUGGCGUCAAACGAUGCACAAGAGUGGCAAGAAGAGAUGAAUAUGAAUAUUCUGUAUUCAGGACUCGAUUGCUGGAAAGGGACCGGACGCGAUGGCCUUCAAAUGGCAAACAAAUCAUUAUCAUUCUAUGUGAUAGGAUUUGUCAACGCUUAACGAGAGCGUAACAAAUGCAUUAGCAACGCUCGAAUCGAAAGUAGUUCGACGUUGAAUUAAUGUUGUGCUCUAUGUUAUUUCAUAUGUAACCAACCGCAUUGUCAUUUUAAAUUCAUUCAUAUUUUAGUGGGGUGUCAUUUUAUUUCUUUAAAACAUAGUUGGGGCCGAGUUAUGUCUUAUUUUAAUUCAUAUUUUAUGUUUCAUUAUCGCCAUAAUAAAUAUUUGUAAAUUUAA